AUGGGUACUAUUGGGGAUGACGAAUACUUGAGGUGUGAUGCGGAAAAUGUAGAGGAAGAAAUGCGGAUGGAACGAAUACGCCAAUCAGCUUCUCGUCACAAUUGGGCUCACUUCAACGAAGCAUUUUACAAAAAUCUCAUGGAUAAACGUAUUCGACUGGACGCUAAUGGCAAAGAAGACUGGCAAAAUGCUAUUCACUUUUUGAAGAAACAAAUGCCUUGUGAUGAUAGUCGUGAAACUUCAGCACAGUUGCGUUAUCUUGCAGAAAAUAUUGGGUGCGACUUCGAAACGUUACCGAACUUGUUCAAACUGAAGAGUCCGUGCAUCUCUCUAGAAAUUAAUGUUUGUGGUACAAAUGUCGUUUCCUCUUCCAUAUCCAUCUUCGGCUCCCCAAUGAAGGAAUCACCUCGACUAACUUCAUUAAUGGCUAGCCAUCGAUGGGGAACAAUUUUGACGUCGCUUAGUGCAUUACGAGGCCUUCUGCCUUCUAACUUAACAAGAGAUGAAAAAGAUUACUGUUUGCGAUCUUUAGAAAUCUUGGAACGGGACCUCCAAGAUACAAGUGCUAACAACUUCCCUUUGCUGGACAAGAUUAACAGAGGCGUUUUAGGGCUUUGCUACCCUCGUACAGAAAUAUCCCCUUUCACUAUUCAUUUAGUUGCAGAUCCGAAAGCUUUCUUUGACCCGAAAUCUCCAAGCCUCUUUUCCGUAAACGAAGAAGCACUAAUGGAAAGCCCGCUGGUGCCAUGUGCGAGACUGUGCGUCUCUGCGAGCAAUUCCCCAAAUUUAUUUCCCGAUCGGUCCUUUCUUGACCCUCAAGGAAAAUGGGUUUCUUCAAAUACCGGUCGUUCUUUGCUGGCUGCAUUUUGCUUACGCUUCGGUCGACCAAUUAUAUUCUGUAGUGGCGCACUGAGAAAACUCUCAGAACUCUGUACGGGAGAACUUAAAGUUAAAGGAGGCCUCAAUAUUUACAGCUACCUGAUGGGUGAUAAUGACGAUGAAAAGAAAACCGAGCUAAUCGUAAAAUUACCUGGGUGUGUGGUCCAAAGGUACGAGCUAGACGAAUCAAUGACCAGCACAAUGGAAGACGGGAUUGUUGAAGAGAUAUGUUUUGCCCAUCCCCGAGAUGCGAUUUCAAUCGUGAACAUUGUGCGGUCUCAGCUGACUCAUAACUUCCUUUUUGAAAGCUUGGUCAGAGCACACCACCCCACUGCCUGUAUGGAUGGGGCCGUCCCAAUAAGGCUCACUGUCUCUUCAUUACACAAUUACGAACUUGUUUUCGAAAUGAAUAGGGGCUUAUUUAUUGGUACGCCGCAAUAA
Molecule: messenger RNA, 1320 nt
Organism: Enterobius vermicularis (human pinworm)
Lineage: Eukaryota; Metazoa; Nematoda; Chromadorea; Rhabditida; Oxyuridae
Source: the annotation of a GenBank genome assembly